GUCACUCAAUGUAUAUUCAAGAUUAUAAUGAGACAAUACGGACUUAAACUUGUAUAAAGACCCUCGAUGAGUUCCCAUUGUUUCUUGCUGCAGACUUCUCUACACUCUCCACCGGUAACAUACACAAGUCAAAUACUAAUCACAAUGCCAGUCACAAAUCCAGUCUCAGUCUCGGGCUCGGGCUCAAAUCCAUCUUCCACGCCUUCAGUAUCAACUUCAACUUCGCCAUUGACAGCCGUUAUUCUAGCACCAGCAACAGCACCAGAAGCAGUAGCCCAGUCAUCCACCAUGAUACCAAUUGUACCUCGACAACGGCGAUCCCUAGAUUCAACCACAGGCAACAUCUACAUUGCACGUGAUGUGGAGAAAAAGACACCCAAAAAGAUUGAGUUCCUUCAUCGACAGAUCUACUACGUAGAGCAAGAACGAGUGGGCGCGGAGACGCGAAUAUUGAAGCUUCGAGAUGAGCUGCAUGCGUUGCAAGAAAUAGAAUGGAAUAUUCAACGCGUGGAAGAUUUGUUGGGAAGAUUGAAGUUGGGGGGAGAGGGAGAAGGGAAUGAAGAGGACGUUAGGAGUGAUGAAAUUUUGAAAGAGGAAGAAGAGAGGGAUGGUUGAAUAGCUGGAAAGAAUGAUGAGUAAGUAGGCAUAUCUUUGAGGUGGAAAAAUGAGAUAGGAAUGCAGUUAAAACGUAUACUUGUGCUACAGGCGAUACCAUCUCCUCCUCCAAUAGUUAGAAAAACUCAUAUGUCAAAAUUUAGUCA
Molecule: messenger RNA, 761 nt
Organism: Botrytis cinerea B05.10
Lineage: Eukaryota; Fungi; Ascomycota; Leotiomycetes; Helotiales; Sclerotiniaceae
Exons: 1
Coding region: 145-615 (156 amino acids)
Source: RefSeq, a predicted model, not a curated record